CCAUGGAGAGUUCACAUUCUCAGGUUCUCGCAGUGAUAUGUCUAGUAUCAUUGGUCAAUUCGAGUCCAAGUCACUUCACAUACGAUCACAGCUUGGAACAUUAUGCUCACCCCAACUACCUGUUUAACUACGGGGUCCACGACAUCAAGACCGGGGACAUCAAGAGCCAAUGGGAGACCCGUGACGGUGCCACGGUCCGUGGCCAAUACAGCCUUGUGGAGGCCGACGGUUCAGUCCGCACCGUAGAAUACACAGCUGACGACCACAACGGGUUCAACGCAGUAGUCUCUAAGUCCGGAGUCAACGCACAUCCAAAACCGGUUUACCAAAAACCGGUUGUAACCAUAGCAAAACCGGUUCUCCCGGCGGCACCGCCCAGACCGGUUUACACCCCCACGUUCGUUCACAAACCGGUUUCCUACCCUUACCCAGAGUUCUCUCCAGACUUUCAGUACAAACCUCUGACUCCGUCGUUUGAAAAACCACUAACCCCUUCUAUUAAUCAUUUCACUCCGUCUUUUCCGGAUUACUUUGGAGGGUUCGAGUCCUACCCGUUUCUGUACUCUAAUAACUUUUUCCCAAAUGUAGAUGGGUUCAAGUUUGAACUGCCCACGCCGACGCAGCAGUCCCCAUCGGUGAACAACCCAGGACCUGUUUUGUUCCCACAAAAUCCUGACAUUGACCUGAACAACCCACCUCCUGAUCAGACUUCUGGUGUGAAAAUACCAAAACCAAUCAUUACUGUAAACCGGACCCCAAAAGCUUUCCGCACUCCUGUAAACACCCAGAAACGACCUUCGACUCACCUUUCUCUAUCUUCCAGUUUAGGCUACUCCUACCCCAAACCCGCUGUUCGAUUAUAUCAAUAGUUCAAGGCUCCUAGAUCUUCCAAAGCACGUGUAUUGAAGUUCGCCAUAAACAUUGGAUAGGAUGGUUGUCUUAGAUUAGUCGCCCUAUAGACUACUGUGAUGUUUUCCACUGACAAAUAUUGCAUUAUGUUUAGAUCUACAUUAUAAUGGAAGUUAGUAGUGAGAUGUUAGUACUAUACUAGAGGCACAUCAGUAAUUUAACAGAAUACAAUACAAAAUAUUUAAUAGCUAUCUCAAUCCAAACAAUUCCUGUAAUUAUUUUUGAAGGUCAAAGAUCGAAGAGCAAAAUAAUUUAUCGCUAAGACCUUGAGUUGGAUCUGAUUCAUGGCGUGAUCGUGGUUGAAUUACGAUACUGUCUUGUAUUUCUUUCGCAAACUUCACAAAACUGACAGUGAGACUUUGGUCGUGAUUUACAAUCGAUUGCAAAAUCCGAUUCGGCGAAUCGAUCGACUUAUCGCAGUCGAAAUAAUUGUUUAAAUUGUGUUU
This is a messenger RNA of Macrosteles quadrilineatus (aster leafhopper), 1355 nucleotides long. RefSeq lists its product as uncharacterized. The record is from RefSeq and is a predicted model, not a curated record. The transcript is spliced from 3 exons. Gene Ontology annotation, cellular component: extracellular matrix. NCBI's taxonomy places the organism in Eukaryota, Metazoa, Arthropoda, Insecta, Hemiptera, Cicadellidae. The coding region runs from base 3 to 869 and encodes 288 amino acids.